Pipistrellus nathusii (Nathusius's pipistrelle) is the source of this 906-nucleotide messenger RNA. The record is from the annotation of a GenBank genome assembly. Lineage: Eukaryota; Metazoa; Chordata; Mammalia; Chiroptera; Vespertilionidae.
AUGGCCACUACCAAGCGUGUGCUGUACGUGGGUGGACUUGCAGAGGAGGUAGACGACAAAGUUCUUCAUGCUGCUUUUAUCCCUUUUGGAGACAUCACAGAUAUUCAGAUUCCUCUGGAUUAUGAAACCGAAAAGCACCGAGGAUUUGCUUUUGUUGAAUUUGAGUUGGCAGAGGAUGCUGCAGCAGCCAUCGACAACAUGAAUGAAUCUGAGCUCUUUGGGCGGACAAUUCGAGUCAAUUUGGCCAAACCAAUGAGGAUUAAGGAAGGCUCUUCCAGACCAGUUUGGUCAGAUGAUGACUGGUUGAAGAAGUUCUCUGGGAAGACUCUGGAAGAGAAUAAAGAGGAAGAGGGGUCGGAGCCCCCCAAAGCAGAAGCUCAGGAGGGAGAGCCCACUGCCAAAAAGGCCCGGUCAAACCCUCAGGUGUACAUGGACAUCAAGAUUGGGAACAAGCCGGCCGGCCGCAUCCAGAUCCUCCUGCGCUCAGACGUCGUUCCCAUGACGGCAGAGAAUUUCCGUUGCCUGUGCACCCACGAGAAGGGCUUUGGCUUCAAGGGGAGCAGCUUCCACCGCAUCAUCCCCCAGUUCAUGUGCCAGGGCGGCGAUUUCACCAACCACAACGGCACCGGGGGCAAGUCCAUCUACGGGAGGAAGUUCGAUGAUGAGAACUUCAUCCUCAAGCACACGGGACCAGGCCUGCUGUCCAUGGCCAACUCCGGCCCAAACACCAACGGCUCCCAGUUCUUCCUGACGUGCGACAAGACGGACUGGCUGGACGGCAAGCACGUGGUGUUCGGGGAGGUCACGGAAGGCCUGGACGUCCUGCGGCAGAUCGAGGCGCAGGGCAGCAAGGACGGGAAGCCGAAGGAGAAGGUGAUCAUCUCCGACUGUGGGGAGUACGUGUGA